Messenger RNA from Malaya genurostris, 1964 nucleotides. Its product is annotated as cytidine deaminase-like. Bases 602 to 1069 code for a protein of 155 amino acids. Gene Ontology annotation, cellular component: cytosol. NCBI's taxonomy places the organism in Eukaryota, Metazoa, Arthropoda, Insecta, Diptera, Culicidae. The transcript has 3 exons. The record is from RefSeq and is a predicted model, not a curated record. Gene Ontology annotation, molecular function: zinc ion binding; cytidine deaminase activity.
CAUACAGAUAAAUACCAAUUUUGGGUUUAAGCUAGGAUAGACUUGAGAAAAAAUUGUCGCCUUUUUUUGCUCACCUAACUGACCCCCGGUGACAUUUUCCUGGUACUUCUGUAGCAGAGUCUGUAAUACCGAUAUGGUUCAGAUAGAUUUUUAUGCCGAAAACAGAUUUUUGGAAAAAUGACCUGGCAACGCUGAUAACUUCACAAGAAUGUAAAUAAAUGUUGCAUGCAGGGAGGGCGAUAAAUUCAACUGGUGUUAUGUAACAGUACCCCGAAACUGCUGAUACUGAUGUAAACAAUACCCUGAAACUGCUGAUAAAUAUGCAAAUAUUUGUGUAGCCAUCUGUGAUAACAUUUUCGAAUAAAAAGCUUCUUCCUUUCUGUCAGCUCUGUUUGGCUAGGUCAACAUCGAUGUCGCAAAUUAAAAAGGCAAACUGAACGGUGAGUUGUAGUGCAAAACGAUACAGCAUCUAGGUAUUCGCCAACUUGACCUUGUCGUUUGAUUUUGCAAAAUAACUAUCAGUAGACUGGUUUGGUUGCUAUAGGUGGCUAUUAAAACUGCAAAGUUUGUUUCAUAUACUAAAUAAAUUUAAACAAAGAAAAUGAAUAACAAUCUGAACGGAACGGUGGACGGAGAAACGAUUGUGGAAUUUACUUCGCUCGAAUCGAAUGUACACCAAUUAAUUGAGGCAGCGAUUCAAGUGCGUAAAAAUGCCUACUGUCCGUACAGUAAUUUCGCAGUAGGAGCAGCCUUGAGGACGACAACCGGAGAGAUCUUCACCGGGUGUAACGUCGAGAAUGGCACAUUUGGGCCAAGUGUUUGUGCUGAACGAACGGCUAUUUGCAAAGCCGUCAGCGAAGGUUUUCGCGAAUACGCAGCCCUGGCGGUAGUCGGUUUCCAGGAGAAACAGUUCACAACCCCUUGCGGGACCUGUCGGCAGACGCUGUCCGAGUUCUGUCGCCGCGAUAUUCCGGUGUACCUUGCCAAACCAGCCCCGGCUAGGGUUAUGGUAACAUCCCUAUACAAACUACUACCGCACGCAUUUUUUCCCACCUUCCUGGAUAAUUGAUCUUUAUGCACCAUUGUUAACACUGACAGAAGAUAACUUGUUCUACCUCCAAAUCAAUCACGAGGCUAAGAUGUAAUGAGAUGUAAUUAGUUUCGCAUUGACAGGUUGCAUCUCUUAAAUGAAACCCAAAUAUAUACAGUUUUUUGUUGAUUCAAAGUGCGCAUUCGGUGUGCAUAAAUAAUAUAACCUUUACGAUUCUGUACUACUUUAAAGUCAUAGCUAGUGUCACGAGAAAUAUUUUGAAUGUAAUUAACUCUACCAAUUUCAAUAACACCUCAAAACUAUACAUUUCUACUUUGUUUCUAAAUGUGUAUCAUUGCAUAAAUGAAGUCAGUAGAUUUCAAUACAAACAAUAGUUAUGAAACGAUUUUCGAUAUUCGCUAAUUGCUAUAUAAAUUAAACUAAAUGUAUCAAGUCCAAACGCUUCAAAAAUUUUUUCAACUAAAUCGUAGUACAACGAAAAUUUUCAUUCGUCAUGUUUUAAUUUCUCUACAUACCUGUUAUUUCGUGUAAUUCGAUCGGUGUUGUGUGUUGAAAAAGUAUAGUUAAAAUCGGACUUAAAUAAAGUAAUAAAUUAAAUAGUUUUGUUAGUGUUAAUUUCAAAAAGUUGAAAUAAGAAUUAAGUUGAUCUUAUUAUUUAUGAUUUACAAAAAAAAAUGUAAAAUACCACGUCGUUACAUUCGUUACAUAUAAUUUAACUAGCGUCAAUUUUUUUUGUUAAGCAAAAUACACAAUUGAAUUUCAACGAUUGACUACAAAAGCUAUAGAGAAAUCCUUCAAGAAUAAUUGUGCCCGUAGACAAUAUAGACAAAAUAACAAACCGUUCAAAGUUCUGUGCCGAAUUAAAAUUAAACUUUUCGUCUUCACAUUCAAAAGUGAUGGAGUUGUGUUCAAC